GCGCCUUCACAAUGCAUGGUCGGUCUUCAGCAUCAGUCGUCGUUGAACUCUCGUCUCGUGAGCAUCAGCUACAGCUGUCAAGUAGCGGUUGAAUCGAAUCGAAACAAAUUUACGCGGAUAUACAUAUAUAGAUUGGCAGACAAAAUGGCCACUGUUACAAGGUUGUCGAUUGUAAAAUUUCUCGAGCUUCUCUUGGUGUGCAUCCUUAUCGGAUUGCACUACAACUCCUUCAAUGCGGGUGAUCAACAUACCGCGAUGAUAACUAUGGGAACUUUCGGCGGAUAUCUGAUCAUUCUGAUCGGCUUGUUCAUCGGCAGUGUAAUGGGAACACCAGUUAAUCGCCGUGUGGAUCUCUUUUUCUCGCUCAUCGGAUGCGCCCUGUUCAUCGCCGCGGGUUCGCUCAACAUUGACUACUUUCACAAAAUAUCGUACAAGUCGUCAUUCCGUGACACCGGCUUGGCCAAGGGUUCCCUCAGCAUCAUCGAGGGCGCAAUAUUUCUCGUGGAUGCGUUUCUCACGUUCCGGGGUGAAAACUGAGACCUGAGUCCGCUUGCGAGCACAACAAGGGACUGCGCGGCCGACGAUGUGUUUAAACCACAUUCCGUGAUUGACGUGAAACCCUCCGCAGAAUCCUCUCUCUCUUUCUCUCUCCUCUCUCUCUCUCCUCUCUCUCUCUCUAAUCUAAGAGAUGAUACUGCCAAAGAGUUUCCUGACAUACGAGAUAACUCUUUCAUUCUCCGCCGGGUAGCCGGAGAAGAUUAUUCGCGCGCGAAUCGUGCGUAAGAAAGAAGCUUCGCCAGUUUUUUUUUUAACCAAAUAUAUCACGAAUUUUACGCAGUUUUUUUUUCACAAAAUUCAACGAGAUUCAAACGCUCUUUACUCACGAUUUCAUAAGCGCGAGAGAUAUGAACAUUCUGUCACAACACGAAUUGAAAUUCAUUUCGGGGAAAUAGUUUUUAAUAAAAAAUACACACAUAUAUUAUCUGACGUGCCUUCCCUCUUUUUUUUUUUUGUACGUAUAGAUCGAUCAAAAGUUCUGAACUGUAAUUUAGAUCAAUGUUUUAAUAUACGAUAUUUUUUGCAGUACCUAAUCCGAUAUAGUACAAAAUGUGUGCAGGGAUCUCACAUGUGUAAAAAAAAAGCGAAAGAUUAUAUAUAUAUACGUAUAUACUGCGUAAA
Pseudomyrmex gracilis is the source of this 1179-nucleotide messenger RNA. RefSeq lists its product as uncharacterized. The record is from RefSeq and is a predicted model, not a curated record. Gene Ontology annotation, biological process: septate junction assembly. NCBI's taxonomy places the organism in Eukaryota, Metazoa, Arthropoda, Insecta, Hymenoptera, Formicidae. Bases 16 to 537 code for a protein of 173 amino acids. The transcript is spliced from 4 exons.